Messenger RNA from Letharia lupina, 798 nucleotides. RefSeq lists its product as uncharacterized. Gene Ontology annotation, molecular function: succinate-semialdehyde dehydrogenase (NAD+) activity. Lineage: Eukaryota; Fungi; Ascomycota; Lecanoromycetes; Lecanorales; Parmeliaceae. The transcript has 3 exons. Bases 1 to 798 code for a protein of 265 amino acids. The record is from RefSeq and is a predicted model, not a curated record.
AUGAAUACUAGAUGGGCGGCUGCUUCCACGGCUGCUAGACUGAAAAAUCCAACUGUCUUCCGUGAGAAGGCAUAUAUCGAUGCCCAAUGGCUUGAGUCAUUAUCCAGCAACAACUACGGUGAUCGGCUCAUGCCCCGAAAUGUUCGUCGGCCCUGCAAGAUGGAGUGUCCCAGGCUUGCGCAACAUUCAUCUAGGUCAUCCGAGGACAUGAACGAUGCUAUUGAAGUAGCCCAGCGAGCUUUCAGCACCUUUCAGUACACAGCUCCAAAAGAGAGAGCAAGAAUAGUACAGAAGUGGUCUGAUCUGAUGAUUGAGCAUCUGAAAACACUAGCAGAGAUACUAAUGUAUGAGAAUGGACGACCUAUUGCGGGAGCGCGGCAGGGAAUUAAAUCUGCUGCUGGGUUCUUUGACUGGUUCAGGUGUGAGGCUGAAAGAUCAUAUAACCACACCGCUAGCGGCACCACAUCAGGCAACCGCGUAGUUACAAUCCAGCAGCCUGUUGGCGUGGUCGGUGUACUUACCGCUUGGAACUUCCCAAGCGCGACGAUCACGCGAAAAGUGGCUGGUGCCAUCGCAGCAGGGUGCGCAAUCGUUCUCAAGGCCGCUACAGAGACACCGUAUUCCGCAUUGGCAUUGGCAGAGCUCGGGGAGCGAGCAGGUGUCCCUAAAGGUAUGUUCAACGUUGUGACUACGAACGAACUUGUUCAGGAAGUUGGUACCGCCAUUACCACCCGUAAAGACGUCAAAAAGACCUCGUUCACAGGAUCUACCCAUGUUGGGAAGCUCCUCAUGGCGUAG